AUUUUGGUUGCUAUUGCAGGCUGUACUUAAUUAUAAGGAGCUGCUGUGGUGCUGUGGGCCUACAUUAUGAUUCCUACUGUGAUAAAGGUUUAUUUAAGUGACGACCCAUCCUCAGUUGUUGAGGUCCCCAUCACACCCAACACAACAGCAUUGGAUGUUAUUGAUUGCUGUAAAGAACCUGGGGAGACCAACUGUCACCUUGCAGAGUUAUGGAGAGGCAAGGAAAGGUUUGUAAGCUUGAGUGAAAAACCAUACACCAUCUUACAACAGUGGGGUUCGCAUGCCCAAGAGGUUCGGUUUUGUCUUCGUCAUUUUGUAAGCAACGAUUCCAACCCAGGUGAAGGGAGUUGGGAAGCAGGAGAUGCAUUUAAUAAAUUAGAUGGCGCAAUGUUGGGGGUUAAUAACUUCGAUAUGACGCUUUCAGAGCUAAAGGAUAUAGCUCAACGACAACAGCAGCAAAUUGAACAGCAACAACAGACGUUGGUUGGAAAAGAACAAAGAUUGAGGUUUUUAAAACAGCAGAUGCAGCAGCACCAGGCUGCUAUCGGGGAAAAUGAAAAGCUUCGACGAUUGAGAGAAAAAGCAGAAGCACAAGAAGCAAAACUGAAAAAGAUUCGAGCUCUAAGAGGAAAGGUGGAACAACAGAGGUACCAGAACUCUAAUAUUUCAUCUGAACUGGAAGCUGUGAGAAGUUUGUUUGAGGAGAAGCAGAAAGAGUUGAAUGGAGCUAUUAAUAAAGUCCAUGAUUUGACGCUUCAACUAGAUGAGUUAAGAAAAGGAUUUCAGUCUGGGAAUCAAACUUACAAUGGUACUGAGAAUGUCACUGCUACGGUUGCUGGUGGAAAUGCUAAUAAUGAUGAAAUGGAUAAACUUAAAAAAGAAAUGACGAUCCUUUACCGAAUGAAUGAGGAGCAGCAUAAGAGGUUGGAAGAUCAGAGAGUGUUGUUAAAGAAGAGAAAUGAUGAUGCAGGAGACUUGGAUCGGAGAAUUGAGGAGCUGACUAAUCGUUUGAAGCAAAAACGAAUGAUGGCAAACGGAUUUUCUGGUGACUUUUACAACAGAGAUGGUUUCAACUCACAAUCUGGUGUCCCAAACAUGAAAAUGCACACAAUAGUUGCAGCGGUAGAGCCUUUGGUUCAACAAUCUGACCCUAAAGUAUCCGAAGCACCGAGGAUAAAUGAUAAGUUUAACUCAAACAUGCAGCCAGGAAAAGGGGGGAUGAAUAGAUUGGACAGAUCGCCAAAUAAACCAAUAAUCAGACGACAACCAGAAGGUCAUUACGAUCCAGGAACCAACAAAAGUUACACUGAGGAUGAUGCAAAUAAUCAACAAACAAAGCAAAACCGAUUCAUACGACCACAAUCAGCUAUGGCUCAACUUUUCCCUGAGGUUUCACAACCAAGCACCUCGGAGUCAUUGACAGCUAAAGUCCGACCUAUGUUUUCGAAAAGCCAAGCACCUGAACCAUCUCCUAAUGCUUCCAGUGGGUACUAUGUGCUUAAUACAUCAGAUAACCAGUCUCCAAAGCCAACUACUUCUGCCGGUAUUAAUCUGUUUGCUUAUAAACAGCCACCCAACACUGCUGUUGAUGGACCAAAUUAUCCCCAGCCUAAUAUAACAGUUUUACCAAGUGGUAACAUUAAGUACAUGCAUACCCCUGUUGGACAUCCACCACCCCCGUACCCUAAAGCCAUAAAUGAAAACCAAACCCAACCCAAUGGUAGUAUUGUUAUUCAAAACAAUCCGGUUGCAGAAAAGCCAAUACGGGUUGAUAUUGAAGCUCUGAGAAGGAAAUUUGCUCACGCUCCAAGACCGCUUAAGAAACGUAGCUCUAUUACGGAACCUGAGCGCCCACAAGGUCCUAAUCUAUCCUUCUUAUAUGAUCAGAUCUAUAAGAAGGCGGAUACUUUGUUUUAUCGGCCAAACUUGGAGAAUAGUCAAAGAAGUACGCCCCCACCUGCCUAUGUGGAUCCUGGUGCAAAAAAAGGGAACGACAAGUCAGAUGAAGGAAUGGAAGAUCUACAAGCUGAUGUACAAUCUCCUACAGCUGAAAUUUCCAAGCAAAAUGGAAAUGAACAGAGGUCAACUCAUCUGGAAACUUUGCAGGAGAAAGACAGCAAUGAUGAUGAAAGAGAUAUGGAUUCUGAACCGAGAUUUAAACCUUCUACAGCGCUUGCUACAAAAGGAAUACUCAAACCCAAAAAUGCUCCUUCUAAAGGACCAAAUCGUCGGAUCAGAUUUGAUCCUCUAGCUUUGCUCCUCGAUGCUUCUUUGGAGGGUGAGUUUGAUCUUGUGAAGCAGAAUAUUGACCAAGUUGAUGACCCAAGUGGAGCAAAUGAUGAAGGAAUCACUGCCUUACAUAAUGCAGUCUGUGCUGGGCAUUUCGAGCUUGUGAGGUUCCUUGUUCAUUAUGGUUGUGAUAUCAAUGCAUCGGAUACAGAUGGUUGGACACCUCUCCAUUGUGCAGCGUCUUGCAAUAACCUUGUAAUGGCGAGAUUCCUGGUCGAAAACGGAGCUUGUAUAUUUGCAGCUACGUUGAGUGACGGGGAAACUGCAGCUGAUAAAUGUGAAGAGUUAGAUGAGGGUUAUACAGCAUGCUCUGAGUAUCUCUACGGGACACAGGACAAACUUGGUGUAGUGCGGCAAGGGCAGGUGUAUGCCCUGUACACUUACAAGCCAACCAGUGAUGAUGAAUUGGAAAUCACUGAUGGGGAUUUGAUCGCAAUUAUUCGGAAGGAAGACGAAUUUGAGAAGGAAUGGUGGUGGGGUAGACUUGGUGAGAAGGAGGGUUAUGUGCCACGUAACCUUCUUGGUAUGUGGCCCAGGAUUAAGAAUAAAGACCAUGAAGUAAAGUAAGCUGUAUGUGUGGACAGAAUUCCUUUAAAGUGUUGAUUGACCAAAGUUUUAAAACUUUUUCUUUAUUUGUAAAUUUCACCAACUGCCUAAAACACUCUGUGGUCAUUACACAAUGUAUUUAAACAGGAUAAUGUUCAAUUUUUAACAAACCGUAUUAUGGUAUUGCAUAAUGCUCAAAUUAAGUAAAUUGCAUUUUGAUUAAAGCUAAUAACUGUAAAAUUAUUGAGAUUGAUAUAACAACUGCAAUUUAACUAAGUAUGGUUGCCAAAUUAUAAAGUUGCUUAAAUGUUCGUAAGUAUUUGUGUUUAACUGUUAACAACAAAGACACUGGUACUGGUAUGUAGGUACUGUUCGCUUGUAUUCAAUUUAAAUACCAAAUUUUGAUGACAUAUUGUUGUAUUUUUGUAUGUUGGUAAUGUUGCAUUGUUUUUUAAUGGUACAGAUUGCAUAUGGUGCUCACAUUCAUAGGCGGUAAACUUUUAAAAACACAGGGGAGGCAGGGAUAAUUAAAUACACAUUCAUAUGAAACAAAUGUUAUUGGUUGUGAUGUUUACUGAUUAAUGCAGUGCAGAAAAUUCCAGGGUUAGUUUGCCCACCCUGCCACUCCAGGUUUAACGCCUAUGCUAAAAUUAACAAUUCGGUGCUUAUUUUAAUUUUGUGGUACUUUGUUUAAAGCUAGUACUGUGAAGUUACAGAUAAAUCUAUAUAAGGUACUGUUUCAUAUAAAUUACUUGUCUGAAAAUUGUACAAAACACUUCAUGCUUCAUACAUUACUCUAUUUUCAAUAAGUUUAAAAAAUGUAGUGUUGUUUUCUUUGGUUGAUAUAAAAUAAUUCAAGUUUUUGUUAUAUGUUAAUUCAUUUUUAUAUUUACAAAUUUUUCAUAUAGUAUAACUUGUAGCAAACCCAGAACAAAUUUCUCUUUGUAUUCAUUUUUUUGUUAAAUUUUGUGGCAAGUUAAUUCAAUGUUUCAUAUUUUGUUGUUUCGUUGAAGGUGAAUGAUUUUUCAUCCAGUACUGAACGUAGAUAGUUAUUAUUACGUUUCAAUCAUGCUCACAUUACUAACUUGUUCAUAUCGCUUGUGUCAUCAGUAUUUUUGCUUUGCAG
Molecule: messenger RNA, 3961 nt
Organism: Ciona intestinalis (vase tunicate)
Lineage: Eukaryota; Metazoa; Chordata; Ascidiacea; Phlebobranchia; Cionidae
Product: apoptosis-stimulating of p53 protein 1
Biological process (GO): regulation of apoptotic process
Cellular component (GO): nucleus
Molecular function (GO): p53 binding
Source: RefSeq, a predicted model, not a curated record